UCAUGCUGCUGCCAGGUCCAGGUCUCUCAUGGGUCCCUGUACGGCCUCCCAUUGCUGCUGUCUCCAUCGCCACACUCUGCCAUGUGCCACUUUCAGGUCUCCUCACACACUGCUGGUGUGUUCCAUUUUUUGUCAUAGGGUGCUGGCAGAUUACGGGCCUCCCAUAGCUGCUGCCAGGCCCCUAAUCUGCCAUGGGCCCCUGUACCGCCUCCUCAUGCUGCUGCCAGGUCCAGAGUCUCUCAUGGGUCCCUGUACGGCCUCCCAUUGCUGCUGUCUCCAUCGCCACACUCUGCCAUGUGCCACUUUCAGGUCUCCUCACACACUGCUGGUGUGUUCCAUUUUUUGU
This is a messenger RNA of Staurois parvus, 346 nucleotides long. NCBI's taxonomy places the organism in Eukaryota, Metazoa, Chordata, Amphibia, Anura, Ranidae. The record is from the annotation of a GenBank genome assembly.